Molecule: messenger RNA, 1695 nt
Organism: Daphnia magna
Lineage: Eukaryota; Metazoa; Arthropoda; Branchiopoda; Diplostraca; Daphniidae
Exons: 6
Coding region: 479-1693 (404 amino acids)
Molecular function (GO): zinc ion binding
Source: RefSeq, a predicted model, not a curated record
UUGUGUCCAAAUUGUCUGCAGCCGCUGCAGCCUCUUAUGAAGAAAAUACCUUUUUCGCUUUUAAAAUUGAGUUUUGUUAAAUAAAAUUGGGAUUUCUUCCCUUCUCUUAGUGAAAUUGUAAUCGCAAUUCAUUUCUUUAUAAUCUGUAAAUUUUUUUUAGACCCAAGUCAUUGAAUUGGUUUUAAAUUUAAUUGUUUAUUGUUAGGGGUUUAUGUUUGUUCUUGUCUUCUAGCAGAAGAAUUUCGUUGUCAUUGUGCGUUUGUUCUCGUUAGAAACGUAAAACUUGACAGGUGUCAUGAAGUGUUGCGUCUUAAACUGUGUAAUGCAACACACGAACGGAGUAAAGUUUUCUCUUACUAACUGCGGAUACACUUUUAUUCUGUUGAUAAUUUAAUUUUUAUUACAAUUUGAAAUUCUAAAUAGUUUAUUUUAUAUUUACAUUUUUGUAAAGUUGUUUUUUUGUUUUUGACCAGGCGACAUGGCUGAUGGUGACAAUCAUGUUGUCAUCAGUGAACCUGUUAUUACAAUUUUUCAACUUAGUGAUUAUGCAAAAGGGUUGGUUGGGGUUGAAAAGGAGUUUUAUCUAGAAAAAUUAACAAAGUGUAAUAUAGACUACCCGUAUUACAUUCCAAAGGAACAUUGGGUUUGUGAUCCAUCCAUCAUUGAAAAAAUAUCCCCACGCCAGCUGUCAGAACAUGACGUCUAUAUGUAUUUAAUUGCUAGAAGAAGUCAGGACACAGGACUUCAAUUAAAAGCCAUGAAAACUAUACAAACAGCCAAUUUCAUGGUAAGUAAUGGUUGGGUAAGUAAAUUGUGUGCUAUUAAACUUCGACAUGGGGCUGUCAUAUUUAAAGGAAAUGUACGACAUUCUAUGAGUUUCAACAGCAAGAAAGAUUUGUGUACAUGGGUAGCCAUCCAUGAAAAUGCUAGUGUUAUGGCUGGACACUGUACAUGCACUGUUGGGUUAGGUGGAGUUUGUACACACCUUGGUGGUGUACUUUACAGUAUCAUGAAUAUUAUAACAACCCCUUGCAUAUCCAAAGAAAACUCUUGGAUUUGUUCAACCAAAACCUUACCUGCAGAAAUGAAAGAAAAAGAAAUAGAUGAAUUGAACCAGGUGUUACUGGAAAACCGGGCGGUGCAACUUCAUGUAGUAAAUGCCUUUGCUGACUACUUUACUCCAAAACCAAUCCCAACUCGGUUGAGUUCAGUAUUUAACCCUUUAUUCAAAAACGGAAAAACGCUACCAGACAUUUUAGAGGAAUGCAACAGAUUGCUAAGGAAACAACUCAUUGUAACUAAAGAAUCAGCAAAAGAGGCUAAAAGAUUAACGUUACACCAACGGAAGAGUCCAAUUUGGAUGGAUUUGCGAAUUGGUAGAUGUACAGCAAGUAAUGCGUACAGCAUUUGCAAGACGAACUGUGAUAACCCCUCGUUGUCUUUGGUAAAGAAAAUAUGCUUUCCUGGGAAAAAGUUGUCUACUCCAGCAAUUCAGUUUGGAAUUGAAAACGAGACGAACUGCAUCAAAACAGGUCUUGCACUGUUGAAGAAGAGGAAUCUUCAUCCUGGUUUUACAACCACUAAGUCAGGAUUGGUCCUUUCUCUUGAACAGCCUGGUCUAGCUGCGUCCCCAGAUGGCUUCUUUCUGUGCGCGUGCCAUGGAAGAGGCGUCAUCGAAGCAAAGUGCUGCUGAAG